Molecule: messenger RNA, 797 nt
Organism: Branchiostoma floridae (Florida lancelet)
Lineage: Eukaryota; Metazoa; Chordata; Leptocardii; Amphioxiformes; Branchiostomatidae
Product: microtubule-associated protein 11-like
Exons: 6
Coding region: 11-712 (233 amino acids)
Biological process (GO): cilium assembly
Cellular component (GO): TRAPPII protein complex
Molecular function (GO): alpha-tubulin binding
Source: RefSeq, a predicted model, not a curated record
CCUGCCUGUGAUGAAGCUUGAUGAACCACAGUUCAUUAUGAAUGCCACCUGUCCAUCACCCGUCUACGUAGGUCAAAGAUUUGAUGUGAAGUACACCCUAGUGAACAACCUGCAGGACUUUCUGACCAUCAAGCUGGUGUGGAGUCCUGAGAAGGCACUUCAGGACCAGAAAGAUAAGACAGAGGCAAGUAUCAGGUCUGCCAGAAGUGUGAUGGACUCUGUAGUCUGCCAUACUCCAAGCUACAACCUGGGUUUCUGCAAGUGUGGGUCGACUGUCUCCUUCACUGUCCCCUUCCAAGUGCUGAGACCAGGGCUCUUUGAGGUCGGCCAACACAUGAAACUGAAGCUCCAGUUCAACACCAUCACCCCAAACUUUCCCCACAGCCACAGCGGCAGCUCCGACGGCAAGUCCACCCCCGGGUCCUCCUUCAGCCGAACCAACAGCCCCAACUUCACCCCGGACAAAAAACAGGGCAUGGCCGCCAAGUCAUACUCUUUUACGGACUCAACCUCGGCUGCUAUAGUGAAAACACAGUAUUACCCUGCUGGUGUGAGACAAACGAACAGCCCGACCCACUCGCAGGACUCGCGCACCAGCUCCCCCUCCCGCUCUGCGCCGGCCUUCCUGGCCCAGCCGCCCGCACCGGUCCUCUCGCUGGACAAGAUCAUGAAGCACAACUGCAAGGUCUACGUCAUGGAACCCAACACUUGAGAUUGUUUUCAACUAAUGCUGCCAUCACAUUUUCCAAACGGGGGGCCUAGCAGCAUGUUUGUGGAAACGGAAAAUAACCAAAAGU